ACUUUUUAAUUUACACCACAUCUUCCUGCUCAUAACUGUUUUCUUGUUUUCGCAAUGUACAGAAAAACAGGUUUCUGUCAUAUAGAAAGGUUGAUUUAUCUUAAUUUAUCACAGUUUAUCUACAGCUAGCUAGCAGCUACACAGUAUAUUUUCAAAAGGCCAUACCUGUGUUAUAGAUGCAGCUGUCAGAUGAAGAUGAUGCUUUCCAGUCCAACAUACCUGUCAGUCUGGAUAUUACAGUGGCUGUUGUCUACUUUGUUUUUGGAAUAUGUUCACUGUUUGGAAACACUACACUGCUUUAUGUGUCCUACAAGAAAAAGCAUCUCCUCAAACCUGCUGAGUACUUCAUCAUCAACUUGGCCAUUAGUGACUUGGGCCUUACUCUGUCUCUUUACCCUUUGGCAAUCACUUCAAGCAUUUACCACAGGUGGCUUUAUGGGAAAACAGCGUGCUCCAUAUACGCUUUUUGUGGAAUGCUAUUUGGCAUCUGCAGUCUGACCACACUAACCCUUCUGAGCAUGGUUUGCUUUCUCAAAGUGUGUUAUCCACUCUAUGGAAACAGGUUCAAUUCUGCUCACGGCCAUCUGCUGAUCGCCUGUGCUUGGAUCUACGCACUGUUAUUUGCCUGCUCCCCGCUGGCUCACUGGGGGGAAUAUGGACCAGAACCUUACGGCACAGCUUGUUGCAUUGACUGGCAUCUGUCCAAUGAGCACACAAUGGCACGUUCCUAUACUUUGGCUCUGUUCAUAUUCUGCUACAUCCUUCCCUGCUGUGUAAUUGUUGCCUCCUACACUGGCAUUCUGGUCACGGUACAAGCAUCUCGCAAGACCAUGGAGCAACACGCAUCCAGGCAGACGCAGAUGAGUGGCAUACAGACCAUAAUUGUUAAGCUAAGCGUUGCAGUCUGCAUUGGUUUCUUUACUGCGUGGAGUCCUUAUGCUGUGGUGUCAAUGUGGGCUACUUUUGGACACAUCAACAACAUCCCUCCAAUGGCAUUUGCCCUGCCGGCCAUGUUUGCCAAGUCCUCCACCAUCUACAACCCGAUCAUCUAUCUAAUGCUGAGGCCAAACAUCCGCAGGAUGAUGCGCAGGGACAUGUGUACUCUCUGCCAUAUCUGCGUGAGAAGCUGCUUCUGCCCACAGCGCCCGGGAAACUGCUGCUCAAAGCCAGAGAUCAGGGUCAGACUUCAUACCAUUCCCAGGCAAAACAACCAACUGCCUUCCAGCCACUCUGCACCUCAACUGUCUGUUGUUUCAUCAAAGAAUUACAGUGAUGAAAGGAAGAAUGCUUGUGAGUGCCUCACACACGACCCUCAAACAUGCAAUGUCCCUGAAGCAGCAGCAGCAGCAGCAGACAGAGAGUCAUGCAAAGAUCGAGUUACUGCAGUUCAGCAAACACAUAGUAAUCAAGAGUCCGUAAGUGUGGGCCACAGGAAGUCUCUGCUGGCCACCAUGUGUACAAAAAGAACCUCAGAAACAGAUAACCUCAACAUUAAUUUAGAGAUGGUCCCAGGUCAUGCAAAAGUGGCCUGGCCCUAAUAAACAAGCUUAAUGUAGAAUGUUUACUGAAUACCAUUGGAAAGUGUUUGGCAGGUUGUUUUUCCUGUUGAUGUUUGUGUUUAAUUUGAGGGAAUCUUUUUCAGGAAUUUACAAAAUUUCCUCAUAUGUUUAGGCCACAGCCAUGUGACUGCAUUGUUUGGUGAAUCAUGUCCAAGGUUAAGUAAAACAGCUUAAAUAUUUGGUUUCGUUUACGUCCUUGCUCCACUAACGUUUGGUAUAUUUUGGAUCCUAAAUGUCUAUUUAGAUGUAAAUUUAAUACCUUUGUUAAACCCUGGCCUGACUAAAUGUCACAACUAAAUUAUACUAUUAUGUUGGAUAUUGUUGUUUCAACAUUUGUCCACUUUUUUAAAAGGAAUAAUUACAGUAAAAUAUAUUGCAUAG
This is a messenger RNA of Cynoglossus semilaevis (tongue sole), 1940 nucleotides long. It is a transcript of the gene opn7a, whose product is annotated as opsin 7, group member a. Gene Ontology annotation, molecular function: G protein-coupled receptor activity. Gene Ontology annotation, cellular component: membrane. The coding region runs from base 177 to 1538 and encodes 453 amino acids. The record is from RefSeq and is a predicted model, not a curated record. Lineage: Eukaryota; Metazoa; Chordata; Actinopteri; Pleuronectiformes; Cynoglossidae. Gene Ontology annotation, biological process: visual perception; G protein-coupled receptor signaling pathway. The transcript has 5 exons.